AUGAUUGAGCCCUUCCUAGGCACCUGGAAACUGGUCUCCAGCGAAAACUUCGAGAACUACGUGAGAGAACUGGGAGUGGAAUGUGAACCCCGGAAGGUUGCGUGUUUAAUAAAACCAAGCGUUAGUAUUAGUUUCAAUGGGGAAAGGAUGGACAUCCAAGCAGGAAGUGCAUCCAGGAACACGGAGAUCUCUUUCAAGUUGGGGGAAGAAUUUGAAGAGACCACUGCAGACAACCGGAAAGUGAGGAGCCUUAUAACCUUUGAAGGUGGGUCAAUGAUCCAGGUCCAGCGAUGGCUUGGCAAACAGACAACAAUUAAAAGAAGAAUUGUGGAUGGAAAAAUGGUAGUGGAGUGCACCAUGAACAAUGUUGUCAGCACUAGGAUCUACGAAAGGGUGUAG
Apodemus sylvaticus (European woodmouse) is the source of this 399-nucleotide messenger RNA. Its product is annotated as fatty acid-binding protein 9. Gene Ontology annotation, molecular function: fatty acid binding. Gene Ontology annotation, biological process: fatty acid transport. The record is from RefSeq and is a predicted model, not a curated record. Gene Ontology annotation, cellular component: nucleus; cytosol. NCBI's taxonomy places the organism in Eukaryota, Metazoa, Chordata, Mammalia, Rodentia, Muridae. The coding region runs from base 1 to 399 and encodes 132 amino acids. The transcript has 4 exons.